AUGGAAGAGUUUGCAAAUUUUGCUGAUAGGAUAGUUAAGAUGGAGGAGAUAAGCUGCUUUCAUAAAAGGGUAUGGAGUAUAUUCCGGGGUAACAGCGCAUUAAGAGCUAUUUGUUCACAAGCAUUAUAUGCAUUCCAAUACAGUAAUGGUAAUUGGAAGGUAUCGGAAGGCGAUUCUGGACGUUCAUUAAGAAGCAGGAUAUUACCGUGUACAUGGAUAUGCGAAGAACUCUUACCUUUGUGUUGGGCUUUGCUUAUAAGAAUUUACAACUUCUAUUCACCUUCCGUUUUCAUUGGAUUAUUAACGUGGUCCGUAUUAAAUUUUAAUGCCUCUUUACUGAAGCCUAAUGCUUAUAAGCUUCCCAAUAAUUUUCAAGUUGAAUAUUUCCAUUUUAAAGCUAUAAUAGGAGAUGCGUCGUUUGGGGGUAUCAUCGGAAAAUGCAAGUAUGAAGCACUUCAGUAUAGCAAAUUGAGUCUUCAGAACAACCAACAAUAUUUCUGUUACUUACGUGGAUACUGA
Molecule: messenger RNA, 519 nt
Organism: Mycotypha africana
Lineage: Eukaryota; Fungi; Mucoromycota; Mucoromycetes; Mucorales; Mycotyphaceae
Exons: 5
Coding region: 1-519 (172 amino acids)
Source: RefSeq, a predicted model, not a curated record